Molecule: messenger RNA, 1683 nt
Organism: Necator americanus (New World hookworm)
Lineage: Eukaryota; Metazoa; Nematoda; Chromadorea; Rhabditida; Ancylostomatidae
Exons: 13
Coding region: 1-1683 (560 amino acids)
Biological process (GO): nucleoside metabolic process
Molecular function (GO): catalytic activity
Source: RefSeq, a predicted model, not a curated record
AUGGUGGCGUAUUCCUCCUUGGUGGCGCUAACUCCCAUCAAACAGAGCACCGGUCAUAAUGUGGUCGUUAUACACAGAGAACAAGGACUUGAUGGCGACAGGCUCUUGCAUGUAGCAGGAGGGCCGCAUACUGGUUUAAUCAUCAACAAACUCUGCAAAUACGUCCCUGGAGAAUAUCGAAAUAAUGUAGAGCUCUCGUUCUCGGUUUGGCUCAGCGAUGGAAGUAGUAGAAAACAGGAGAAACGGACUAUGAAGUUUUUCCUGCGAGAUGAUGUCGAACUACAACAUGGACGUUCAGUUGUGCACAACUUUUUUAAACAGCUUAUGGCAGGAUUCCCGAAAGAUUAUGUUUCCUUCAUGACGCGUGUCCUCAAACUCAUGCAACAUGAAUUUGCUGAGAUUCAGCGCAUAGAUAUUGAAUUCAAACUCGUUAGCGAAGAAGAACAAGUCGUGAUUCCAGAUGCCGCUCAAUAUGAUUCAGGAUCUGAAGUUGAGGAGGUUACUGUGGGUCACGUGCAGGAGGUGCUGGAGCAUGCUUUCCCCAAUGGAAUUACUAUUCCUGUCAUGGCUGAAGCAUUAAGGUGCUCCGAGGAAGAAGUGUUCAAGUACUUGAAAGAACUAGAGGCUUUGGGUGUGGCUCGUAGCGUAGAGAACGAGUGGUUGCGAGUGGACACCCGCAAUGUAGAUGCUGUUGCUCGGGCUCCUCAUGGUGUUCUAUCUGAUCAACCGACUGUUGCUAUCAUUUCCUGUCUUUUCAUUGAAAAGCAAGCUGUCGACGCUAUGAUUGAUGACAGAUCAACCGUGCAUAAGUAUAAAUCCGGUGGAGAUUCGAAUGUCUACACCAUGGGACGCAUCGGACAGCAUCGUGUUGUUGCGACUAAACUUGCUCUAAUUGGAGAUACUCGUGAAGCUACAACAAGUGCAGGGUCGAUUACGACAAGACUCCUUGGGAACUUUCAGAACAUAGAACAUGUUUUCGUAGUAGGUGUUGGUGGAGCCGUCCCUCAUUUCACCGAUGCGAAACGGCAUGCAAGACUUGGUGAUGUCAUUGUUAGUGCGAGUCGCCCGGAUGCCUACAUUUUCUCCUACGAUCUCAUCAUUGAUAGAAAAACCGAGGCCUUUUCUGGCUUCGCUGUAAGACGUUGGAAUCCUGUCGACCACGUCAUCGAGAAAAUAGUGACAGACGGUGGUGAGGAGUUGGUUUCUGUCUGGAAUGAUGUUGCCGAAGAAGCUGUUCGCAGACUACAUGAGGCUGGCGGGGACAGCGAUUUCUCCAUGCCACCUGCUGAGACAGAUGUGUUAGCGUUACCAGUUGGCGGUGGUAAUGUGGUGGUAGUGCCACAUCCAAAUCAAGCGACAAGGAUAGGAGCAGAGGUUCAUCUUGGAACCGUCGGGGCGCUCGCGAAUUUCAAGCGGCAUACUGAGGAAAAUGAAGAGGACUCAGUAGGAGCACUUCGCGCAAAAUUCGCUGAGGAGUACGAAGUUCGUGCUAUUGACGCUGGCUUCGAUUCCGUCAUUGCGGCAAUCUCCGGAUCUCGUAUUGAUUCCUGGGCUAUGAUAAGAGGUAUUGCCGAUUACCAGCAUGGUAUGAGCCGCGCCAGCAAACUUUGGCAGGGACACGCUGCUGCUCGAGCCGCUGCUAUGGUUCGUGUUCUUGUGGAAAGAUUACCUUCACCUCAAUAA